Messenger RNA from Mollisia scopiformis, 1757 nucleotides. RefSeq lists its product as uncharacterized. The transcript is spliced from 3 exons. Gene Ontology annotation, biological process: regulation of transcription by RNA polymerase II. NCBI's taxonomy places the organism in Eukaryota, Fungi, Ascomycota, Leotiomycetes, Helotiales, Mollisiaceae. The record is from RefSeq and is a predicted model, not a curated record. Gene Ontology annotation, molecular function: DNA-binding transcription factor activity, RNA polymerase II-specific; RNA polymerase II cis-regulatory region sequence-specific DNA binding. Bases 189 to 1547 code for a protein of 452 amino acids. Gene Ontology annotation, cellular component: PcG protein complex; transcription regulator complex.
CACCUGCAAACAGCCUUCCGAACGCGUCUCCCCGAGACAUCACCUUCAGAAUCGAGAGACAUCUCAGAUUCCCGCAUCAUACCGAACAGUUGGACGAACGCCUGAUCCAAGCGUUCGUAAUUUCUCUAUAAUCGCGGUCGUCCGCUACUCCUCCCUCUUUGGACGGUCAGUACCAUUAUCUCGUCACUAUGGAUAUCAAGCAGAUUGUCAACUCCAAAGGUGGCCAAAAAGGAGCCGCCGCUGUUGCUGCUGCAAAUGGCACAGCGCAGGAUCUUCAUCUGCUUCAUUCGAUUUCACAAGCCAACAGCAUCCCGAUGUCGGACACGGGUUCAGAACGAGGGAACUCACCGCACGACUCAGAGCACUCACGGUACUCUGCUCCUAGAUAUGGACAGAUGGGCGGAAUCAAUGGUGGACCUAAUGCCAUGCGCUACCCAUCUCCAACUGCCAUGCAAAAUCCUCUCCCUAUGUUACAGCAACCUUAUCGAACUGACAGCAGCUUCGAUAAUGGUAUGAUGCAACAAGACACUACCAGACCACCACGUCAACCAGGAGACGCUACUCAGAAAGCUUUCCCUUGUGGCACCUGUGGCAAGGGAUUUGCGAGAAGAAGUGAUCUGGCACGACAUGAACGUAUCCACAGUGGCCACAGACCUCAUGUAUGCGAGCACCCAGGGUGUGGCAAACAGUUCAUUCAACGAUCCGCCUUGACUGUGCACAUGAGAGUACAUACAGGUGAAAAACCUCACAUGUGCGAACGUUGUGGAAAGCCCUUCAGCGACUCAAGUUCCCUUGCAAGACAUCGUCGGAUACACUCAGGAAAGAGACCUUACAAAUGUCCUUAUGCAGACUGUCAAAAGACCUUCACUCGUCGUACCACACUUACUCGCCACCAAAAUCAUCACACUGGAACCGUCGAGGAAGCCGCAGCAGCUACAGCAGCAGCUCUAGCAACACGCGGUGGAGGAAGUAACCGUGGUGGUCGACCAAGAUCUGAUGGCGAGCAAUACUCGAACAAUGGCUCACCAAUGUCUACACCAUCGCCUGGCCAAAGAACUAUGUCUGCCUCACCAAACUCUGAGCUUGCUCCCUUGAACGCAAUGCCCCGCCAUCCAUCCGAGUACCAACCGUACAUGAGCAACAGUCCUUUGCCAGGCCAUCUCCGUACCGAGUACCACAUGCAAAAUCAACCGGCUCAGACCACCGCAACAUUUCCCAAUGGCAUGCGACCAACGUCUCACCCCACGGGCUACGGACCACCUUCGAUUCUCGAACCAACUCCCACCAUGGAGCAGCGUCAGCCUGGUAGUGCAAACGGCAGUCCUCAUAUGAGCACUGUUGGCUGGCAAUCCCCUUCGCAGAACAAUAUGCCAUCGCCUUCGCAAAGCAACGGUUACGUUUAUCCAGACCCCGAUCCGUACGGUUCCGGUGCGAUUGCUCAACAGCAGAUGUACUACCCGAGCUCUAACACUAGACAACAAAACUCUGGUGUAGAUGGUUACGACGUCAAACCUCGAAUCAGCGAAAUGUGGACCGCUGCCCAAUGAAGCACAUACACAACCCUAUGAACCUAGUUCACUCCACUCGACAUUACAACCUCUUUAGCAUCUCCGAUCACUCGUGCGACAACUUUCUUUGCCUCUCUCGACAGAAGUGUUCGAUACCCUGUAUAUUUCUCAUUCUCAAGGAGUUCUGCGGGCAUUGCAGCAUACAUCACAGGGUUACAGCACCUCCAAAAAUUGGCGUUCAUUUUUCUU